Molecule: messenger RNA, 1860 nt
Organism: Ananas comosus (pineapple)
Lineage: Eukaryota; Viridiplantae; Streptophyta; Magnoliopsida; Poales; Bromeliaceae
Product: chaperone protein dnaJ 10-like
Exons: 10
Coding region: 275-1492 (405 amino acids)
Source: RefSeq, a predicted model, not a curated record
UUUAUGUGUUCUAUCGCCGCCGCCCAACUCUCGUUCUCUUCCCUCUGUAUUUUUUAUUUUUCUCCGGUUCCUUGCCUUUCCCAUUUCCCAGCCAAAGAACGGAAUGGAAAGGAACCGGCCGUUUUGAGGAAAGCGGUUUACGCGUCCGAGAAUCACUUUUAUAAGCGAGCAUCGUGCUCGUUAGAUCCGAUCAAAGCCAACGCCCUCGACCUCGAUCUCAGUGCUGGACCUACCCUACCUUAGGGGAUAGCGGAGGCUACGGAGAUCGGGGGAGAUGGCAACUGAGGCAGAGAGGGAAAAGGGCAGAAAGUGGGAGAUGGUGAAGGAGACCGGCUACUACGAUGUACUGGGGGUCAGCCCGACCGCGACGGAGGCCGAGAUCAAGAAAGCCUACUACAUCAAGGCGAAACAGGUCCAUCCAGAUAAAAACCCAAAUGAUCCACAAGCUGCACAAAAUUUUCAGGUUCUUGGAGAGGCUUACCAGGUUCUCAGUGAUCCAACACAGCGCCAGGCUUAUGAUGCAUUUGGGAAAUCAGGCAUUUCAACAGAAGCAAUCAUCGAUCCUGCGGCAAUAUUUGCAAUGCUUUUUGGCAGUGAGCUUUUUGAGGAUUACAUUGGCCAACUUGCAAUGGCGUCAAUGGCGUCACUUGAUGUUGUAGGUGAAGGCGAGCAAAUUGAUGCCAAAAAGCUGCAAGAGAAAAUGAGGGUUGUUCAAAAAGAAAGAGAGGAAAAACUUGCAGUGAUAUUGAAAGACCGACUGCACCUGUAUGUUCAAGGCAACAAAGAUGAGUUUAUUAGUCAAGCUGAAGCUGAGGUUUCAAGGCUUUCCAAUGCAGCAUAUGGAGUGGAUAUGCUGAAUACCAUAGGCUACAUAUAUUCAAGGCAGGCUGCAAAAGAACUUGGAAAAAAAGCUAUAUAUCUGGGUGUGCCAUUCAUUGCUGAAUGGUUCAGAACCAAGGGACAUUUUAUCAAGUCCCAAGUAACAGCUGCAACAGGUGCCAUCGCUCUAAUGCAGCUGCAGGAGGACCUGAAAAAGCAGCUCAGUAGCGAGGGCAACUAUACGGAAGAAGAACUCGAAGAGUACUUGCAGACGCACAAAAAGAUGAUGAUUGAUUCCUUAUGGAAACUUAAUGUUGCUGAUAUUGAAGCCACCCUAUCCCGUGUCUGUCAGAUGGUUCUUCAAGACAAUACUGUUAGGAGAGAGGAACUUCGUGCACGAGCUAAAGGGUUGAAAGUACUUGGGAAAAUAUUCCAGAGGGUUAAGACCAACACGAGCGAGAGCGAAGCAGCAAGCAUAAAUAACUUGGAGGACAAUGAACGGGAUGGUAGUUCUCCUGAUACAUCACCAAAGUCCCCUAAUGAACAGCCAUCUUUUGCAAGUCCUCCUGGUACACAGAGCCCAUAUGUGGAGGCCCCUCAGUUUGGAGGUUCUAACUAUGGAUUCAACUUCCCGAUACCUACUGCUCCACCUGGCGCGCAGAGGCAUCUUUGAUCAGCAGUAUAGGCGAUGCAGCACGCUUUUUCACCGUGUAUUAUAUACUGCUGGUGGUGGGGCUCAUGUUUUGGUGCUUUGGUUUGUUUAGUAGAAUAUGGUAUUGCAUUCCCCCACCAAUUCUUCAUCAGUAUUUAUUUCCUUUAGAGCAGAGGAGUUUGUUUCAACAUGCAUAACAUGGUUGUUUUUCUGUGGGUGGGUUAAGUUGUGCAUCCCCAUGUAGUUAGCCAGCGGCACCGACUGGUAUGUACAUCAGAGCUUCCUGCUAUGUGGUUUCAUAUUUAUUUGUGGUGCUAUAGUGAAAAAAAAACAUGCUUUGUAUAUAAGUUUGGAUUAUUCUCAUUUUAGCAGCUUCCUGUUGGAACUUU